Gloeophyllum trabeum ATCC 11539 is the source of this 1422-nucleotide messenger RNA. RefSeq lists its product as uncharacterized. Lineage: Eukaryota; Fungi; Basidiomycota; Agaricomycetes; Gloeophyllales; Gloeophyllaceae. Bases 1 to 1422 code for a protein of 473 amino acids. The transcript is spliced from 2 exons. The record is from RefSeq and is a predicted model, not a curated record.
AUGAUUCCAAGUCGCUCAAUCAUCCGCUCGUCGCGUCUCGUCCACACGACCGCCCGCCUCCGCGCCGCCACGAGCGGCGGCAAGGACCCCUCUGUCUCGCAGGGCCACGCCGUCUUCGACAGCAACCAGUCCCCGCAGGACACCCAGUCGCAGCACGCGCGCGCGGGGCUCGCCGCGUCGGGCGGCGCGAGCGGGCAGGACGCCGCGACGCACGACGGGCGCGCGCAGCAGGCGCCGCACAAGGGCGAGUUCGCGGGCAACCAGGAGGGCGUGGGCAUGCAGGAGCAGAUCGGCGGGAAGAGCGCGCAGGGCGCGGGCGCGCCCGGCGAGGGGAAGGGCGGGCAGGAGGAGGCGAGCCCGCCGGGGUGGUUCGCGGCGGCGAAGAGCAAGCUUGGCCUGGGCACGAGCGCGGGCGAGGUGAAGCAGAACCGGGGCGGCGGUGAGGGCGUGACUGGCACCGGGACCGGGCAGAGGCAGGUCGGCCCGCGCGGCCUGCACACCAGCGCUGUUAGUCUCACUCAGGGCACGAGGAAGGCGGAGCCCGACGGCAGCAGGCAGCCGAAGGACGAACACGUAGCCGGUGAGCAGAGUCCGCACUUGACGCACAAGAAGGCCGGCGCGAAUGACCACGGGCGCGGGAACGCAGCAGCGGAGCCUGCGCUGCCGUCGAAGCGGAACGACGCGCCAGAGGACAAGAUCACGAACAGCGCGGGCGGGAAGCAGCAGGUGCGCCGGUUCGCGACGUCUGCGCGCGCGGGCUACGUGACGGGCGCGCCGAAGGGGAACACGCCGACCGAGCCUGGCGCGGGCGGGCCCACGACGAAGCUCGACGAGGGGAACCAGCUCGAGGGCGCGUCGCCGCUGACCGGCGAGAACCCGCCCGAGGCGCAGAAGGAGCAGGCACCCGACGCGGAGGAGGCCGACAAGAACAAGCAGCUGCCCGCGUACCAGCGCGACCAGUUCGUGAAGCAGCAGCACGGCGCGGCGAGCGAGAGCGUGCAGCCCGGCCCCAACGCGUCGGCGGGCCAGCAGCAGCAGCGGCGCUCGUACCACGCGAGCGCGCGAUGGCGCGAUGAGAACGCGAAGGGGCACAGCGCAGAGUCGUACUUCAAGGACGUGGACGACACCGCGCCGCCGGACUCGAAGACGCACGCGGUCGCGUACGGGGAGGAGGUGCAGCGCGCAUCGGAGCCGCCCAGCGGGGAGUGGAGCAGGAAGGGCGCGGAGAGCAAGGAGUACCAGACGGUGUCUCAGGAUGAGCCGUAUAGUCCCCCAGCACCGGGUGCUCAGGACGAGAAACUGCGAUAUGGGAACAGGGAGGAGUGGGGCGGCCAGCCUGGGAAGGGCGCCGGCGGGACCAGCCAUCCUGGCGAGGGCCCCGAAGGUACCAACGCCGGAGGUAGGAAACCUGAGAGAGCCUAG